This is a messenger RNA of Aspergillus niger, 114 nucleotides long. RefSeq lists its product as uncharacterized. Lineage: Eukaryota; Fungi; Ascomycota; Eurotiomycetes; Eurotiales; Aspergillaceae. Bases 1 to 114 code for a protein of 37 amino acids. The transcript has 3 exons. The record is from RefSeq and is a predicted model, not a curated record.
AUGGAUGAUACUAGAAAGAUAUCAAGACCUGAGUAUACUACUUAUCUAUUUUCUGCAAUCAAUUCUGACAAUGAAUCAGAAUCACCUUAUCAAUUAUUGAUGGGACAUUUGUGA